This is a messenger RNA of Drosophila virilis, 1168 nucleotides long. Its product is annotated as venom allergen-1. Lineage: Eukaryota; Metazoa; Arthropoda; Insecta; Diptera; Drosophilidae. The record is from RefSeq and is a predicted model, not a curated record.
GCUCCAGCUGAAGAUGUAUAUACAUAUCUGGAAAUAUAUAAGUUAAUUAAUUAAUAACAAAUACAAUAACAUUUAGCUGAGAUGGCCAGAAAAGUUCAACAAACCGUAAUGUAAACCAAUUGUCAAGUCGAUCGCAACAUGCAGGUUGCGGUUAGUUUAAUUUCUGUACGUGUUGUGACGUCACUUCACACAUUUUGACCGUUAAUGUGUGUGCACUUGUAAUUUGUAAAAGGCAGCGUGACCUGCCUUAACCGACGCAUCGACUUGGGUUUGGGGCAACUGCACCUGACGGCUGCUUAUUACAAAUGGACGCUCGAAAUAUCCAAAAAUAAAAUUUGAUUUCGCGGCCAGAACAUGACACUGAGAUCAUAUUUGGGAUGCAUCUGCCUGCUGAGCCUGACAGCGUUUGUGGCCAGCACGGAGUCCUGGUGCGAUGAGCAGCUGUGUGCCGCGGGCACCAUCCACGUGGCCUGCAACAAUACUGGCGAAUUCCAUGAGAGAUGUGCGCCAGAUGCGGUCAUGAUCAACUUGCAGCCACAUCGCGACUUUAUCCUGGCCGAGCACAACAAGCGGAGGAAUUUUAUUGCCGCGGGCCUUCUGCCCGGCUACUAUCCGGCAGCGCGCAUGGCCACAAUGAUCUGGGACGAGGAGCUCGAAUAUUUGGCCACCCUGAACUUGAAGACAUGCCAUCUGGAGCACGACGAUUGCAAUAACUCGUAUCGCUUUCGCAAUGUCGGUCAGAAUCUGUGCGGUGUGGACCGGCAACGGAAUAUGCCAUUAAAUGUGCGGGGCAUUGUGGAGAACUCGAUGGGUCUAUGGUUUGGCGAGUAUCCACUCAUCGACAGCAGCUACAUAACCUCAUUUCGUGUGGCCAGGCAUCUGGAUAAAUAUGGUCACUUUGCGGAAACUGUGGUGGAUCGCAAUACGCACGUCGGCUGUGCCAUGAUGCGCUUCACAAAUCCUCAAUACCCAUUCCUUUACAUCUACAACAUGGCCUGCAACUAUGCCAGCACCUAUGCCGUGGGAGUGCAUGUCUACAAGGUGGGUGAACCUGCCUCGGAGUGUGAAACAGGUGCGAAUCCCAAGUACCCGGCAUUGUGUUCGCUCAAAGAGCAAUACAAUCCCAAUUACAAUGAUUACUGAUUAAAUUGAUUACCAAAGAUAUAAA